Molecule: messenger RNA, 5361 nt
Organism: Octodon degus (degu)
Lineage: Eukaryota; Metazoa; Chordata; Mammalia; Rodentia; Octodontidae
Gene: Rrbp1
Product: ribosome binding protein 1
Exons: 23
Coding region: 226-4950 (1574 amino acids)
Biological process (GO): protein transport
Cellular component (GO): endoplasmic reticulum membrane
Source: RefSeq, a predicted model, not a curated record
GCGGAGGGGGCCGUUCGCCAGCUCCGAGGCAGAAAGUGCCACGACUCCACACGCGCGCACGCAGCCAGCGGGCGGCCGGAGCGGACGGCGGACGGGGCGGGCAGCGUCGGGGUCGCGGCGUCUGCAGCGGCGGCUGGCUGGUCUCUCGCGGUUCCGGGGCGGCGGCGGCUCCUGCCCUCUCUCUCGCUGCGUCUCCGGCUGCAGGUGAAAAGCAAGCCAGCCAAGAUGGAUAUCUACGACACACAGACCUUGGGCGUUGUGGUCUUCGGUGGCUUCAUGGUGGUGUCUGCCAUUGGCAUCUUCCUGGUGUCCACUUUCUCUAUGAAGGAGACAUCAUAUGAAGAGGCCCUCGCCAACCAGCGCAAGGAGAUGGCGAAAACCUACUACCAGAAAGUAGAGAAGAAAAAGAAGGAGAAAACUGUGGAGAAGAAAGGAAAGACCAAGAAAAAGGACGAGAAACCAAAUGGGAAGAUUCCUGAACAUGACCUGGGCCCCAAUGUCACUGUGCUUCUCAAAGAACCAACACGUACUCCUGCCAUGGCUGUGGCCCCAACCCCCAUCCAGGCCCCACUGGUCUUCACCCCUGUGGCUGCAGUACCAGCCAUGCCCCAAGAGAAGCUGGCCUCCUCCCCAAAGGACAAAAAGAAGAAGGAGAAAAAGGUGGCCAAGGUGGAACCAGCAGUCAGCUCUGUAGUGAAUUCCAUCCAGGUUCUUGCCUCAAAGUCUGCCAUCUUGGAAGCCACCCCUAAGGAGGUGCCAAUGGUGGCUGUGCCCCCAGUGGGAGCCAAGACGAGUGCUCCAGCCAUCAGCAUGUCUCAGGGCAAGAAGGCUGAAGGGGCCCAGAACCAGGGCAGGAAGGGGGAGGGAACCCCAACCCAAGGCAAGAAGGGGGAAGGGAACCAGAACCAGGGAAAGAAAGGGGAGGAGAACCAGAACCAGGCCAAGAAGGGGGAGGGGAACCAGAACCAGGCUAAGAAGGGGGAGGGGAACCAGAACCAGGGAAAGAAAGGAGAGGUAAACCAGAACCAGGCCAAGAAGGGGGAGGGAAACCAGAACCAGGCUAAGAAGGGAGAGGGGAGCCAGAACCAGGCCAAGAAGGGCGAGGGGAACCAGAACCAGGCUAAGAAGGGGGAGGGGAACCAGAACCAGGGAAAGAAGGGGGAGGGGAACCAGAACCAGGCCAAAAAGGGGGAGGGGAACCAGAACCAAGGAAAGAAGGGGGAAACAAACCAGAGCCAAUCCAAGAAAGGGGAGGGGAACCAGAACCAGGCCAAGAAGGGGGAAGGGAACCAGAACCAGGGUAAGAAGGGAGAGGGGAACCAGAACCAGGGAAAGAAAGGAGAGGUGAACCAGAAUCAGGCCAAGAAGGGGGAGGGGAACCAGAACCAGGCUAAGAAGGGAGAGGGGAACCAGAACCAGGCUAAGAAGGGGGAGGGGAGCCAGAACCAAGCCAAGAAGGGGGAGGAGAACCAGAACCAGGGAAAGAAGGGCGAGGGGAACCAGAACCAAGCCAAGAAGGGGGAGGGGAACCAGAACCAGGGAAAGAAGGGAGAGGGGAACCAGAACCAGGGAAAGAAAGGGGAGGGGAACCAGAACCAGGCUAAGAAGGGGGAGGGGAACCAGAACCAGGCCAAGAAAGGAGAGGUGAACCAGAACCAGGCCAAGAAGGGGGAUGGGAACCAGAACCAGGGAAAGAAGGGGGAGGGGAACCAGAACCAGGGCAAGAAGGGGGAGGGGAACCAGAACCAGGCCAAAAAGGGGGAAGGGAACCAGAACCAGGCUAAGAAGGGGGAAGGGAACCAGAACCAGGCUAGGAAGGGAGAGGAGAACCAGAACCAGGCUAAGAAAGGAGAGGGGAACCAGGCUAAGAAGGGGGAGGGGAACCAGAACCAGGCUAAGAAGGGGGAAGGGAACCAGAACCAGGCUAAGAAGGGGGAGGGGAACCAGAACCAGGUGAAGAAGGGGGAAGGGAACCAGAACCAGGCUAAGAAGGGGGAGGGGAACCAGAACCAAGCUAAAAAGGGGGAGGGGAACCAGAACCAGGCUAAGAAGGGGGAGGGGAACCAGAACCAGGGAAAGAAGGGGGAGGGGAACCAGAACCAGGGAAAGAAGGGGGAGGGGAACCAGAACCAGGCUAAGAAGGGGGAGGGGAACCAGAACCAGGCCAAGAAAGGGGAGGACAACCAGAACCAGGCUAAGAAGGAAGGGAGCCAGAACCAGGGAAAGAAGGGAGAGGGGAACCAGAACCAGGCCAAGAAGGGAGAGGGGAACCAGAACCAGGGAAAGAAGGGAGAGGGGAAUCAGAACCAGGCCAAGAAGGGGGAGGGCAACCAGAACCAGGCUAAGAAGGGGGAGGGAAACCAGAACCAGGGCAAUAAGGGGGAGGGGAACCAGAACCAGGGAAAAAAGGGGGAUGGGAACCAGAACCAGGGAAAGAAGGGAGAGGGGAACCAGAACCAGAACAAAAAAGUAGAGGGUACCCCAAACCAAGGCAAGAAGACAGAGGGAGCCCCAAACCAGAACAAAAAAGGAGAGGGUGCCCAGAACCAGGGCAAAAAGGGGGAAGGAACUCCUAACCAAGGCAGAAAGGCAGAGGGGAGCCCCAACCAGGGUAAAAAGGGAGAGGGAACCCCCAACCAGGGCAAAAAGGCUGAUGGAGCGGCCAGUCAGAAUAAGAAGCCAGAGACAGCUCCUGUCCAGGGUAAGAGUGAAACUACAAUUCAAAGCCAGGAAGCACACAAGCAGGAGGCUCCUUCAAAGAAGAAGUCUGGUUCCAAGAAAAAGGGUGAGUCUGGGCCCCCUGAUGCAGAUAGCCCUCUCUACCUGCCCUACAAGUCGUUGGUCUCCAUGGUUGGAAGCAUGGCAUUCAAUGAGGGUGAGGCCCAGCGGCUCAUCGAGAUCCUGUCGGAGAAGGCGGGCAUCCUCCAGGACACCUGGCAUAAGGCCACUCAGAAGGGCGACCCUGUGGCAAUCCUGAAACGCCAGCUGGAAGAGAAGGAAAAGCUGCUGGCCACGGAGCAAGAGGAUGCAGCAGUGGCCAAGAGCAAACUGAGGGAACUCAACAAGGAGAUGGCUGCAGAGAAGGCCAAGGCUGCAGCUGGGGAGGCCAAAGUGAAGAAGCAGCUGGUGGCGAGGGAACAGGAAAUCACGGCUGUGCAGGCGCGCAUGCAGGCCAGCUACCGAGAGCACGUGAAGGAGGUGCAGCAGCUGCAGGGCAAGAUCCGGACGCUGCAGGAGCAGCUGGAGAACGGCCCCAACACCCAGCUGGCCCGCCUGCAGCAGGAGAACUCUAUCCUGCGGGAUGCCCUGAACCAGGCCACCAGUCAGGUGGAGAGCAAGCAGAAUGCAGAGCUGGCAAAGCUGCGGCAGGAGCUGGGAAAGGCCAGCAAGGAGCUGCUGGAGAAGGCAGAGGUGUCCCGGCAGGAGGAGCAGCAACGCAAGGCUCUGGAAGCCAAGGCAGCUGCCUUUGAGAAGCAGAUGCUGCAGUUGCAGGUGUCCCACAAGGAGAGUGAGGAGGCCCUGCAGAAGCGCCUGGAUGAGCUCAGCCGGGAGCUGUGCCGUACUCAGAGCAGCCACGCCAGCCUGCGGGCUGACGCCGAGAAGGCCCAGGAGCAGCAGCAGCGGGCGGCAGAGCUGCGCGGCCAGCUGCAGGCCUCUGAGGCGGAGGUGAAGAGCAAGUGUGAGGAGCUGCGGGGGCUGCACAGCCAGCUCCAGGAGGCCCAUGCAGAAAACGCCCAGCUGGCCGAGCGCAUGCGCACCAUUGAGGCCCUGCUGGAGGCGGGCCAGGCCCGGGAUGCUCAGGUCAGCCGAGCCGAGGCCGAGCAGCAGCAGACGCAUCUCAAGGAGCUGGAGUUGCAGGUGUCGCAUCUGGAGAAGGAGGCCACCGAGCUCCGGGAGGCCAUGGAGCAGCAGAAAGGGAAGAAUAACGACCUCCGGGAGAAGAACUGGAAGGCCAUGGAGGCACUGGCCUUUGCCGAGAGGACCUGCGCUGAGAAGCUGCAGACGCUGACACAGGCCAAGGAGGACUCUGAGAAGCAGCUGCACCUGGUGAAGGCGCAGACCAAGGAGGCCCUACAGGCGCUGCUCCCUGAGCUCUCCAUCUCAGCACAUCAGAGCUAUGCCGAGUGGCUUCAGGAGCUCAGAGAAAGAGGCCCUGAGCUGCUGAAGACCUUGUCAGCCACCUCAGAGCCCCCUCAGGACGUGGUCUCCAAGCUGCGGGAGGCUGAGGAGGCCCAGAGCAGCCUGCAGACUGAGUGUGACCAGUACCGCUCCAUCCUGGCUGAAACGGAGGGCAUGCUCAAGGACCUGCAGAAGAGUGUGGAGGAGGAGGAGCAGGUGUGGAAGGCCAAGGUGGGCGCCAAGGAGGAGGAGCUGCAUAAGUCACGGCUAACAGUGAAGCAACUUGAAGACACCAUAGAAAAGCUCAAAGGAGAACUUGAAAGUUCAGAUCAGGUGCGGAAGCACACCUCGCACCUGGAGGCCGAGCUGGAGAAGCACAUGGCUACCGCCAGUGCUGAGUGUCAGAGCUACGCCAAGGAGGUGGCAGGGCUGAGGCAGCUGCUGUUAGAUUCUCAGUCUCAGCUGGAUGCCACGAAGGGUGAGGCCCAGAAGCAGAGCCAGGAGCUCGCCUUGGUCAGACGGCAGUUGAGUGAGAUGAAGAGCCGCGUGUCGGAUGGUGACGUGGCUGGGUCCCCAGGAGUUUCCUCAGCUGGGCAAGAUGCUGUGAAGCUGCAAGCACAGCUGGAACAGACAGAGCUCGCCCUGGAGGAGGAGCAGGUGCAGAGGCGGAAGCUCUUGGCUGAGUUGGAGGAGUUACGGAACACGGCGAGCCGGCUACAGGAAGAGCUGGAGACGCUGCGCUCCACUGGCCCGCUGUCAUCUGUGGGCACUGAGGAAGUUGCACAGCUCAAGGACGAUGGCAGCGGCCUGAAGGAGGGCACCUCUGUCUGAGCCUCCGCAGAGAAGUUACUGUUCCUCUUACCAAAAUGCCUUACACAUUCCUCACAAAUGAACCAACGACACAGCGUUCGUGAAUCAGGCCCAACUUCCAGAAGCUCCGAGAGAAGCCGUCGGAGAUGAUCAUCUUCCAGACCCCGCUGCACAAAACCCUGUCACAUGUGGAAACACUAUUCUCGGAGCGGCCCGGCCAACUGCACGGACGCCAGUGCACCUGUGAACCUGACACAUGGGUGUGGGAGGCCGGGGUGCCAUGACGCCAGCCAGUGCAAUUGUCGAGUCUCCUCAGCAGGGCGGGGCUGGCACAGUAGGCAGGGCGUCCUGGGAGGCCACGGCCCUUCCCCGGGUCACCACACAGCACGUGACCUCCUGGAUGUUGAUGCCAUUAAAACGUGUUGCCCGGCA